UUCAACCCCGCAUUUGCUGGAUAGCCGAGCCGAAAAGCAACUUCACCAUCAUUCAAUAUCGAAUAACCCGAACAUCAACACACAUUCUCUACGAAAAUAUCAAAAGGACCAAGCAUAUACAAGAUGUCCAAUGCACCAAAUACUGCCGGUAAUGAAAGAUUUAAUGCCGAAGCGGCAAACUGGGACAAUAACCCCUCUGUCCAAGAGGCGACUCGUCUCGCAUACGAGACACUCCGACCCCUCAUUGAGAAUCUUUCGGGGAAGAAGCACGAUGCGACAGGAACUGGCUUAGAUGUCCUCGAAGUGGGCUGUGGAACAGGCCUGUUGAGUGUGCGGGUGGCACCGCUGGUCCGCGAGAUUGUCGCCGUUGAUACGGCAGAGGGCAUGAUCGAAAUGCUGAAGACGAAGACGACCCAGCCUGACUCUCCGCGAAAUAUUGUCCCCAUUUGCAAGUUGCUAGAGGACCCCGAAGAUCCCGUUCUUCCUCCCAGUGAUGAGAACCAGCCCGCCGCAGGUCGGAGAAAGUUCGAUCUGGCCUUGUCGCAUCUGGUACUGCAUCAUAUUCCUGAUCUUCGACCUUUUCUCCACAUGCUCCUGGGCAGCCUCAAGCCUGGCGGAAGGAUAGCUUUGACAGAUUUUGAGGACUUUGGUCCCGAGGCAAUCAAGUUUCACCCCAAGUCGAAGCUGGAGGGUGUGGAACGGCACGGCAUCCCGCGUCAGUGGAUUGAAGACCUGUUGAAGGAGGUUGGCUUCGAGCAAGUCAAGGUAUGGGUCGGGUGGACGCUGGAUAAGGAUGUCGAGGGGUGGGAUGACGACAAUGGAAGCUACGCUGGUGACAAGAAGACAAUGCAAUUUCCCUUUCUCGUGUGCGAAGGAGUGCGUCCAUGAUAUGGCCCAGUCUGGUUACCGAUUGUAUCAAACUGGAAUGAACUACGCCGUGACUUGAAGCCGUUCGUUUAUAAAGCAUGUACCAUAGUGGAGUUGAAAAUCCUACGAUCCAUGCAAUACACGUGCAGGUCCCGGCCGAAGCCAGCAUGCUUUAGUGCCCUUGCAGCGAUAUGCUUAACUAAGCUUAAGUCCCUUGGGUUG
Messenger RNA from Aspergillus pseudonomiae, 1089 nucleotides. Its product is annotated as class I SAM-dependent DNA methyltransferase. The record is from RefSeq and is a predicted model, not a curated record. The coding region runs from base 124 to 888 and encodes 254 amino acids. Lineage: Eukaryota; Fungi; Ascomycota; Eurotiomycetes; Eurotiales; Aspergillaceae. The transcript has a single exon.